AUGUUCCUUAUUUCGGCAGCCUUCUAUGUGGAUCCAUAUGAAUUGGCUAUGCGUCAACCAGGUCUGAAUUUCACUCUGCACAAACCGAGGUCUCGUGGGAACGAUUCUUCUGUUCUGGGACGUUGGCUUUCUUGGUUUUCAGGUUCUGAGCCCCCAACGGACGACACAGUGCCUGAUUUGAUGGAAGUCCCGAUGAAUCGAAGUGAGGUUGACGUAGAAGCACCAGCAUGGAUGUCCGAUGCUAUGACUUUAUGUGUCCACCCUCCAAAAACAUCCGCAACUCAUGAUCAAAGUUAUCCCGUUGUGUUGGAAGUUCCCAUGCAUAUCAGAUAUAGACUACCGAAGGAUGAUGAUACCUCUAUUGAUCGUACAGCGCUGGCACACCCGACGGUCAAAUGUGACGACGGAUUCGAAUACAACACUUGGAAUAGUGUACCUCCUUUUGAAUUACCUGUUCCCGUGCCACCUACAAGCGACCUGCUAUUUGUGAUGCCCGUGACUAUUUUGCUUUUGACAGUGGGUGUCAUUGUCCUUUUGGUCGCAUAG
This is a messenger RNA of Echinostoma caproni, 546 nucleotides long. The record is from the annotation of a GenBank genome assembly. Lineage: Eukaryota; Metazoa; Platyhelminthes; Trematoda; Plagiorchiida; Echinostomatidae.